UUAAUGUUAAAGAUUUUAUAAAAUUAAGAAGUUUGAUUCUCUAUAUUCAAAAGCCAUCACAUUAUUAUUUAUGUCUUAAAUUUUUUUCCUUAGAAAACUCAUAAUCACUGUUGGUUUAGAUUUUAGAAUACACUUUGUCCUAAUAGAUUUGGGAAAAGAAUUUAUUGUCCGAGGUAACGUUUUCCUUAUAAGUUUGGGAUUACUUUGAGAUGUAUUUAUAGGAGAACUCUAAAUCUUUCUGAACCAAAAAUCGGAAAGUUAUAAAUCCCUCAUAUCGUUGUUGGGAAUAGUGAUCGAUCAGAGUAGGUAGUGUAAAUGGCGGCGGGAUGGUCGGAGCUUCCAAAGGAUCUGUUGUGGUCCAUAGCUACUUGUCUUGUUACAUAUACUGAUCAAGUUCGGUUCACAUGUGUUUGUACUUCAUGGAGAUCCGUCUUGCCAACUAUUGAGGUUCGCUCGCAUGCGUGGUUGCUACUACCUCGUAAUAAUGACACAAAUAAAGAAUAUGAAAAGUUUUAUAGUUUACACGAAAGAAAGGUUCACUACCUUGAGGUUCCAGAUGAGGUCCUCAGUAAAAAGUUUCGAGGAUCUUCUCACAGUUGGUUAGUUUCUAUUGAAGAUUCUCCUAAAAUCUCUCUCUUUAACCCAAUUACUAGGGUUCAAAUCGCCCUUCCACCGAGGUAUAAGUUCCCUGAUGUGAGAAAGUAUUGUGCAAAGAAGUUUGACACUGAAUAUGCACUUGAACCCUAUGAUGGACAAAAAAACACUUACUUUGAAGCUGCAUCUCAUGUUCACAAUAGUUUUCUAGACAAACUUGUCCUAUCUUCAAGUCCUACCUCAAGCAAAGCUCCUAAUUGUAUGGUUGCUGCAAUUUAUGGUAGUCAUUGUAACUUGGCCUACUGUAAAGUUGGAGAUAAAAGGUGGACAUGCAUUGCCAAAGGUAUGAUGGGAUAUGAUGAUGCCAUCUUUCAUGACCAAAAGUUAUAUGCUGUGACAUUUACAAGUUACGUGGAGGUGUUCGAUUUGUCUGCUUCUCCAAAACUAGUUGAUACUAUAGAACCACCACAAGAAGAAGGGUAUCCGCAAAGACGCUACUUGGUUAAGACUUCAAUUGGACUGCUCCAGGUUCAAAGGCAUACGAAAAACACAGGAGACCGCAAAACUUAUCUUUAUCGAACAACUUUCUUCAACUUAUAUAUGUAUGAACCUAGCAGUCGAAGUUGGUGUAAGGUGGAAAACAUCGGUGAAAACGUGUUGUUUUUGGGACUAAAUACAUCAAUUUCAAUAGCAUCUUCUGAUCUUCAUGGAUAUAAGGGGAAUCAUAUUUAUUUCACACAUAAUUUUCUCGAUUUCCACGAGUUUGGUGUUAAAGGAGGUUAUGACAUUGGUGUCUACGACUUGGAUAGUAGAAGUGUACAGUCCUUGCCAUGCCAUGAUAUUGAAAAACGUUGGUUGUGGCCAACGCCAAUCUGGUACAUACACAACCCUGAAGAUUUCAUUGAGCAGGACAAGGAUGCAACGACAAAGCUCAAUUAGGUUCAUACGUACAGUCUAGUUUUUCUUUGUGUAUGUUUUGUUAUUGUUUUUCGUUUCCUUUAUGUAUGGAUAAAAAAUUGUUACAGAAAUCACAUUCUAAAUAAUCAAUUCUUUAAUUUCUCUA
Solanum pennellii is the source of this 1657-nucleotide messenger RNA. RefSeq names its product F-box protein SKIP23-like. Gene Ontology annotation, molecular function: protein binding. NCBI's taxonomy places the organism in Eukaryota, Viridiplantae, Streptophyta, Magnoliopsida, Solanales, Solanaceae. The coding region runs from base 316 to 1533 and encodes 405 amino acids. The transcript has a single exon. The record is from RefSeq and is a predicted model, not a curated record.